AUGGAAGGGCCAGGAGCAACAGCGGCUUCCCCUUCUCCUACACCUGGGUACCAUCACGUCCUCUACCGAGGGCGUGGUGAAACCCAGGUGAGCUGGCAUGGGGAGACAUACUGCCUGGUUGUUGGCUACUGCACCUAUGGGGAUGCACCCAUGCCCACCCCAGCAAAGGUGGAAGAGGAGAAGCCGGUCCCCAGGCAGGCUCCCAAGAGACCUUCAACAAACUCUGACUCAGAUGAAGAACUAGGUUGCCCCCUGCCCAAAAUUCAGCAGCUGCAACCUAGUGCCAAGCGGCUGACCCCAUGGAAGCUUGCUGGCGGAGCCACUUCUGAGGCUGGAACCUCAGCUGCCCUGAAUGAGCCUUCCUCAAGAGACCCGGAAGAGCUGCUCCCAGAGAAGGAACAAAAUGGAAAGAGUUGA
Molecule: messenger RNA, 417 nt
Organism: Manis pentadactyla (Chinese pangolin)
Lineage: Eukaryota; Metazoa; Chordata; Mammalia; Pholidota; Manidae
Gene: DPEP2NB
Product: DPEP2 neighbor
Exons: 3
Coding region: 1-417 (138 amino acids)
Source: RefSeq, a predicted model, not a curated record